CGCUCGCCAGUCGCGCCGCGACCAGCGCCGACGUCGCACCGUUUGUAAUCGCGCUCCCGCUGAGCCGACCUAUGAUAUCAUUCAUGCUAAUCUCCGCCCGUUGAUUUUCCUGCCGAGUGACCGCAGUGAGACGGCCGCGAUAUCGCGUGUGCCGAAUGUGCUCGGACGUCGCCCGUGUACUUUUCCAUUGGAUACCGAGCGCGCCCACGAAACCAGUUCUGAGUGACGGAACGCGCCUUUGGAUGAGGUCUCCGUGUGAGCGUCUGUGACCCGCGGCCUGAGAUGCUGCGCCCGUGACCGUCUCGCGACAGUGCCACGAAACCACAUCCGAUGAUCUCGGCGAGCCACCCCGGCGAGGCGCUGGCCCAGCUGCAGCUGGGGCACCUGGGCCACCUGUACCCUGCGCCGCCGCCCGCCGCAAUGACGCCCGAGUUCCUCACACCCCCGCCGCGCCCCUAUCCGCGCUACGCCGCGCGCCGACCGCGGGACCCGCCCGCGCACACCGCGCCAGCGCCGCCGCCCGCCCCUGCGCCUCACCCUCCGCCCCCGGCGCCCUUCGCCGGCUAUGCGCCCUUCCUGCCGCAUGCGCCCUACGCCUACCUGUACGGCGCGCGCCCGCAGCCCCCUGCCGCCUACCCGUUGCGAGCACGCUCCUCCUCCGGUUUCGUGCCCCCUGCGCCCGCGCCUGCGCCUGCACCUCACCGUUCGCCGGCGCCCGUGCCGCACGAACAGCCACCGCCUGCGCCCGCGCCCGUGCCUCCCUCCAUAGAGGAGGCACCGAUGUCGCCGGAGCGGGGUGCACCGGCGCCGUACUUCUGUCGCGGCGCUAUGAUCCGGCUGGAGGACGGGUCGCUGCGGCGCGUGGAGGAGAUGCGAACGGAGGACUUCGUGAGCAGUGCGGGCCGCAGCGCGCACCUCGCCCUUACCAAGUGUACGCUGCUGCGCCUCGACGAGCGCGGCGACAACCUCGCACUCACGCUCACCUAUGAUAGGAACCGCACUCAGGUGGAGUUAGACUGGACGGUGGACAGGCCGUUCUUCGUGUACGGACGAGGCUGGGCAUCUUGCAAGCCGGAGCGCACGCUGGCGCGGUACGGCCUGCGAGUGCAGAGGCUGCAGGUCGGAGACGUCUGCGUGUCACUGGUCGCUAAGAGCCACACGGCUGCUAACGGCACAGUUACCAGUAAUCUGGGGGUUAAUAAUGUCACCAGCUGUCUACCAGCACCGCCACAGACACACCCAGAGAACCUCAGUGUGAAAGAGGACGCCCGCAAACGACGCUGGUCCGCCCCCGAUGUGAACGACGAUGACCGUCCACCGCUCAAGAAGCGUUGAGCGAACCAUACAUGUCAAAUUGUGAAAACUUUCCCGUGCGUUCGCUCGGACUUUGCCCCGCUCUAGCGAGGAGAUCGUGAAAUUCAUUAGUUGUAAAGGUGAGCCAAACUCACAUUGUAAUGUAGGUAAAAAGAUCGACCCAGUGACUUCGCGUGCGCAACGAUUUAAUUAAAUUGAUAGGCCUUAAAAUCCGUUUUCAUUCAAAAGAAAUAAUUUAAUUACAGAUAAGAAAGAUUAAUUUUUGAUUAGAUUUAAAAUUAAGAAUGACGAAACAAUUUACAAUUUAAUUUGUUCUAUAAAUAGAGAUGGAACGAUUUAAAAAUCGCGUGAAUGUGACAAAAUUUUCAGAGUUCCCGCGUUAUUUUGACAUGUGACAGAUUGAAAAUGGCCGGCAAUAUAUUUAAAUCGGUACGCGUGUGUGCGUUCGGUUCGAUGUAGUUGUGACAGCAAGCGCUGACCGUACGCUUACGUUCUCUCGGGGAACACCAGGUGCUUAUUUCUGUCGGGUGCUUCUAUACGCGUUCGUGUAAUUAAUGUAAAUAGGUAAAUUAAGUCUAUUGAAUAUUACACUCCAUGACCAAUGUUAUGUCACAAAAGUGCCGGAAACUUUAUACCACGCUGAAUACUAUAUAAAUCAUUUAUUUACUACCGCAAUCAGAGCUGUUAAGCGUCACUUAAUGACAGAUUAAAGUCUCUGAGUGCGGCAGAUAGAUGUAAAUAUGUUUUUAAUUCACUAAAAAUUUAAUACUUGUAAGUAUAAUUAUUUCAGCGGAUAAAAUUUAUUUUAAUAUUGGUUCUAAUAUUGUUCACAUGAAGCAUAAACCCAAAAUAGUAAUAUAACAUGGAGUACGAAAUAUCUGAAAGAGCACAAAAUAACAACGCGUAAUUUAUCAGAUCUUUAUACUAGGUUAGAUAUUGUGAUAAAUAAUGAGAUUUAUAUCGCCCGUCUCUGACAACUGGCGACGGUUAAACUUAAAGGUACAAUGAAUUGUUGCGAGAUAUCUUGGGUUUCCACUAAUGAAACACUAUACAAAACAUAUUAUCUUCUCUUUCAUUCUCUUUGAAAGAAAGAGAUAACAAUAGUUUACGUAUAAAAGUUUUGUUAGUGGGAAUAACGAGUGAUGUUGGCGUGUGCUUAAACUCCGAUUUAUCGAUAUUUGUGGGUUUCCGAACUAAACUUGGUUUUGUUUCGAAGCAGUCCUUUAGAUUAUUUUCCGGAUUACCCUGAUGGUUGUGACAGCGACAUAUCGUGCGCGGGUCGCACAAUUUGCAAUUCAUUUCAAGCGUUUCUAUUUCAAAAAACAAAUUAGAAAUUUCAGCGAGUACUUAGUAGAACAAAUGGCUGACUUCUUGAGAAAUAAUUUGAUUAUAUUGUUUAUACAUUUAUUGUAAAAUAAAAAUAUAUAAUGGUCAUGGUUAUUAGAUGCCAUCUCUAUUGGUUUUGACGUCCAUGUGUGAUACACUUAACUUUUCUACGAGAAAAUGUAUACAUAAUAAACACACCGUCUGUGAUAUUUUGUAGUUCAGAGUAGGUAUGAAGUAUUGCUUGGAAAAUAUAUAUGUUUUUAGAAUAAUAAGUGCGUUAUUGGUAAGGAGUCGUAGUUACAUACUCGGGAACGAUACGCUGGAUGACAAAAAAAAAUUUUGAUACAAAAUAAACAUAUAGCAACUGUGAUUAAUAUACAUAUAACGUUACACAGAUAACGACAAACACAUGGC
Molecule: messenger RNA, 3054 nt
Organism: Papilio xuthus (Asian swallowtail)
Lineage: Eukaryota; Metazoa; Arthropoda; Insecta; Lepidoptera; Papilionidae
Gene: Atx-1
Product: Ataxin 1
Exons: 4
Coding region: 331-1335 (334 amino acids)
Biological process (GO): regulation of DNA-templated transcription
Molecular function (GO): protein binding; RNA binding
Source: RefSeq, a predicted model, not a curated record